This is a messenger RNA of Syngnathoides biaculeatus (alligator pipefish), 3301 nucleotides long. It is a transcript of the gene prnpb, whose product is annotated as prion protein b. Gene Ontology annotation, cellular component: membrane. Lineage: Eukaryota; Metazoa; Chordata; Actinopteri; Syngnathiformes; Syngnathidae. The transcript is spliced from 2 exons. Bases 163 to 1992 code for a protein of 609 amino acids. Gene Ontology annotation, biological process: protein homooligomerization. The record is from RefSeq and is a predicted model, not a curated record.
GCCAAAACGAGCGCACCACAGCUCAAGACCCAACCCUCAGAGCGCAGUACAUAACGGCGGAGAAAAGGAGAAUACACGGACGACAACAAGGCGUUAUCGCCAAAUUUCACGUCGAAUAACCGCUUUUAACCAUCAUCGCGCGGUGGGACUUUAUUCAGAAUCAUGGUGAAGAGAUGGCGCGAGGUGGUUUUUCUGUCCUUCAUCAUAAUUCUGCUAAACAUGGAAUCCACAUGGGGCAGAAGAGGAGGCGGAAGCAGCAGCAGCAGCAGCGGCGGCCGGAGAUCUUCCACCUCUUGGAGUAACCGGGGCUCGCAAUCCAAACCGUCCAGCUCAAAUCCAGGAAGCGCUUCCAAUCGCAACACUAAUCCUUACCCCGCUGGUGGAAGUUACCCGGGAGCGGGAAACAGAAACCCGGCAAGUUAUCCAGGAGGCGGAAGUUACCCCAAUCAGAAUCCCAGUCGAACCAAUCCUGGCAGAUAUCCAGCCGGUGGUAGUUAUCCAAACCAGAACCCUUCGGGUCGUAAUCCGGCUGCCGGUGGCUACCCUGCCGCAGGUGGAUACCCCAACCAGAACCCUGCUGGUGGUUACCCAGCCGGUGGCAGUUAUCCAAACCAGAACCCGGCGGGCCGUAAUCCAGCCGGUGGUGGAUACCCGAACCAGAACCCAGCUGGCGGUUAUCCAGCCGGUGGUGGUUAUCCAAACCAGAACCCCGCGGGCCGUAAUCCAGCCGGUGGUGGAUACCCGAACCAGAACCCCGCUGGCGGUUAUCCAGCCGGUGGUGGUUAUCCAAACCAGAACCCGGCGGGUCGUAAUCCAGCUGGUGGUGGAUACCCGAACCAGAACCCUGCAGGCGGUUACCCAGCCGGUGGCGGUUAUCCAAACCAGAACCCCGCAGGCCGUAAUCCAGCCGGUGGUGGAUACCCGAACCAGAACCCCGCUGGCGGUUAUCCAGCCGGUGGUGGUUAUCCAAACCAGAACCCGGCGGGUCGUAAUCCACCUGGUGGUGGAUACCCGAACCAGAACCCUGGAAGGGGCAAUUAUCCAGCCGGAGGUGGUUAUCCCAACCAGAAUCCAGGCAGAGGUGGUACCAACCAAGGAUACCCUAACCAGUACCCGGCUGGUGGAGGGGGCUACCCAAACAGGGGUGGCUACCCAGCCGGGGGAAGCUACCCAGCUGGAGGGGGCUAUCCAAAUAGAGGUGGCUACCCAGUUGCGGGUGGCUACCCGGCUGGAGGAGGCUAUCCAAAUAGGGGUGGCUACCCAAACCAAUAUCCCGCAGCAGGUGGUUAUCCGGGCCGAGGCGGCUCAUUCGGCUACCCCCAAGGGAACCCGAAUAAUAGGAUUCUGAGUCCCCACAUUGGUGGGGGUGCUUAUGGUUACGGCGGUCACGGAAUGGGAGGGUCCCCCUUCUCCCGUUCGGUGCAGACUAUGGGUUACAAGCCCAAAUCGACAGGGUUCGCCAAGAAGGCCAUUCUGGCGGCGGGCGUGGGCGCUGUGGCGGGGAUGGCGGUGGGAUACGGACUGGGGCGCUUCCCCCGCCCCCACUUUUCAUUCCAUAACCCCGAGCAAGAGUACUACUACAACAACUACAUGUACCGCCGCUACGGCUCGCGCUCCACCGACGAGAAGGACUUUGGCCGCGAUUACGUCUAUAAGGUGCCACCGAGAGCCGAGAGCUACGACGCCUUCAUGGCCCGAUGUAUGAACAGAACGGAUCUGCUGAAGGAACAGAAGACCAACUCGUCCGAGGGCAUCCAAGAGGACGAUAAUGACACGGUGAGCAUCGAGGAGAUCGGCUACCCGGCCCUGUUGGAGCAGAUGAAGACGCGCCGCUGCGUGGAGAAUUACAUGGUCUACUCCGAGCGCUUCCUGGAGAAACGCAAACCUGAACAGCAGGUCCAGUUUGGUCGCAGUGGACCGCCAAACUUUGGUGAGGCGCAACUUUUCUUGUCGCUCUCCAUGUUGCUGUCCAGCGUGCUCCUGCUCCAGUAGGAACAACGAGGCCCUCUAUUAUACGCGCAUGUGUCCAUACAGUAACGCUGAUCCAAUGUAUCCUAUUAUCGUUAGCGACCUUGAAUUUUGCACCUCCUGGCUGAUAUUUAAUUAAUCACCAUAUACACGACUCACAAAAAUGAAUAGUCGUCUUUCGGGUGACAGGGAUGAACUUAACAUGCACUAACAUUUGCAGGUAAACUUCAUUUACCUAAAAUAAAUCAAUAAAAUGCACCUGUAGCGGGCUUAAUGCAUUUUAGGUUUAUUCUGAAAUGUCACCCAAAAGCCUAGUAUGCAAAAUUAUUUUUUUGAGUAGUGUAUAUAGUCUACACUAUAUAGCCAGUAUAUAGCUGCCUAAAACUAACACCAGAGUGAUGGAGUCGUGUCUAUCUUCGUGAUAAAAUGAAUAAAACCUUUCGAAGGGUUGUUGUAGUCUAACAAGCACUCAUUGUGAUUUGCACUCCACAUUGUUGAGCACUGAAUACCCGAGUACAGUACGUAUAUGUAUUUGUUUUAAUUUGAGCUUCCUGCGUCUGUCAUUUGACUUGCAUUGGUUAUUAAUUACACUUUUAUUCACUUUCUGUUCAUCUCAAGUACUUUAACACGUUUUGGCUAACGCAUACUAUUAAUAGAGUGACAGAGACCAUUGUCAUAUCUUUUAAAGAUAUUUUUCAUCUCAGUUCUGCACUUUUAACAUUUGAAUGGUUUUUUAGUUUCCACUUCUGAUUUCUUGUCCAGUCACUUGUGAAACGAACCUUAAAAGUAAAUAAUUUUCCCUUUGUUUAUUUUAAAUAAUGUAUUUUAAAUUGCCAUUAACCCAUUCGUGGGCAGCAUCCCAUUUUGGGGACAUCAUGAUUUUCACGCAUUAUAUCCUUCAGUAUAUCAAAAUAUUUAGGUGUUUUAAUCUGAUUCUGAUUCUGGUUUUCAGGACGAUCUACUAAGAAAACCCAAGUACCCUCUUGCGUAAAGCUUCCUAUUUUUUGGGACGAGUGUUAUUUCCUUGAUUGUGGCCUGUUAGAAGACUUUUAUCUCAAUAAGGCAAACCAUUGCCACCCUGCCCAUGAAUGGGUUAAUUCACAAACUAUUCGUUUUUCAAAUUUAAAGUUAGAUUUGGUAUUUUACCGCAAGAUUGUAUUUCACUUAUGGAAUAAAGUGUAUUUCUCCAUGAACAUUGUGACUUGCUGAAACGACUACAUAAACUCAAAAUUUGCGUCGUUUUUUUUUUUCUCCAGCAAUUGAUACUACCGGUAACGAUGUACUAUAUAGUUUGUUCUGAAUGUGUACGUGAUCAAUAAAAUUGUCAAAAAUC